UAAAAUUGAGGGACUUUGAAAAUAGAGUGACUGUAUUUGGUUUUCCUGUUUUAGCAAUUUAUGUUGUGAAGGCCACACAGUAACAGUUACACACAACCUUGACUCAAUAUCGCUCAAUUUCAUUGCUUCCUUGUGAGUCUCUCUCUCUCUCUCUUUACUGUAAAAGUUAUAAACCUCUUUCUCCAAAUCUCAUUCUCUGCCUUUUUCUUCCUUUCCCAAUUCCCAUAUGGCUGACGCCAAAGAUUCCUCUAUUCUCAACUCAAAAUCCUCAACCACAAUUUCACAACAACAACAACGUAAGACAACAAAAAUCUUAAUGGCUCAGAACAUCCUCAGACUCCUACCCACUCUCCUCUCCGCAGCAUCCGUCGCAAUCACCGUCACCAACAGCCAAACCGUUUUCAUCUUCGCUCUCCGUUUCGAAGCCCACUUCUACUAUUCACCCUCCUUAAAAUUUUUUGUUGCGGCGAAUUCUGUGGUGGCUGCCAUCUCCUUCCUCACACUCAUAGCCAACUGUUUGAUAAAACGUCAGCCGUCACCUAAAUACAAUUUCUUUAUCCUCUUGCACGACAUGGUGAUGACGGUGGUGUUAAUAGCUGGAUGUGCAGCAGCAACAUCCAUAGGGUACGUGGGACAAUUUGGAGAAAAGCAUGUGGGUUGGCAGCCAAUAUGUGAUCAUGUCACAAAAUUCUGCAGAAGAAAUUUGGUUUCCCUUUUGCUUUCUUAUUUUGCCUUCAUUGCCUAUUUUGCAGUCACUAUUUUAUCAGCCUACAUCUCCCUUUUUUCUUCUCCCAACAAAACUUCACAAAAUGAAGCACACCACACCACCUAGCUAUUCUUAUUUAUUUUAUAUGUACCUCUCAUCUUAACAUAAAUGGCCUCUAUGCUUCUUCAACAACUUUUUAUAAAUGGCCCAUCCUACACAAACUCCCUUAUUAUAGAUAUAUAUAACAUUUCCUGCAUUUAUUUCUCUUUCAA
Molecule: messenger RNA, 978 nt
Organism: Vigna radiata var. radiata (mung bean)
Lineage: Eukaryota; Viridiplantae; Streptophyta; Magnoliopsida; Fabales; Fabaceae
Product: CASP-like protein 1F2
Exons: 3
Coding region: 227-832 (201 amino acids)
Source: RefSeq, a predicted model, not a curated record